Molecule: messenger RNA, 570 nt
Organism: Ricinus communis (castor bean)
Lineage: Eukaryota; Viridiplantae; Streptophyta; Magnoliopsida; Malpighiales; Euphorbiaceae
Product: transcription factor bHLH168
Exons: 3
Coding region: 1-570 (189 amino acids)
Biological process (GO): regulation of transcription by RNA polymerase II
Cellular component (GO): RNA polymerase II transcription regulator complex
Molecular function (GO): RNA polymerase II transcription regulatory region sequence-specific DNA binding; DNA-binding transcription factor activity, RNA polymerase II-specific; protein dimerization activity
Source: RefSeq, a predicted model, not a curated record
AUGGAAAAGAACACUAGCUCAUCAAUCAGACUUCAACGAAGCAUGAAAGAAAGAGAUCGAAGAACUCAAAUGAGACAUCUCCUUUCCUCUCUUGCUUCUGUUCUUAGUCCCCAGUUACCCAAGGUGUCAAUGCACUUGCUGCUUGAUGAAGCUAUCAGUCAUGUGAAGCAGAUGCAUGCUAGGAUAGACGAACUGAAGCUAAGGAAGGCACAAGCAGCUGAAGGAUAUGUUCAGAUUUCUCGCAUGGAUGAUCAAGUGGCUGAAGACAAUAACUUAAGAAUAGUGAGACCGGUUCUAGACAUAAGAUCUACUGCUCAUGAUUCUAUUUUAGAAGUAAAUUUGAUCAGUGGUUUGAAUAAGAACUUUAAAUUACAUGAUGUUAUCUGUGUUCGUCAAGAAGAAGGAGCUCAAGUAACGAGUUUUUCAUCUCAUAAAGUUGGUGAUCGUGUAAUCUAUACAAUUAAGUUUCAGGCUUUUUGUCCUAGAAUUGGAAUUGAGACGGUGAGAGUUCAUGAAAGGUUGAAAGGAUUAAUAGUUCCAGGUUUGGUUACCCCAACCAGGAGUUCGUAG